CAGCCACCGUCCCUUGAGCACAGCGAAGCGGGGCGGAGUGUUGACUCCCUCGGUACGGACUAAACUGUCAGCUGUCACAGCUCCAUACCUCCGCGAACACUGCAAACAUGCCCGGAAGCUGAUGCAGUCAACUCCAUGUCUACAAUUUGGGUGUGAACAACUUGGGACAUAAUGUCUCACUUGCUGAUUUCCUUCCUGAUAAUCCUCCUAAUUUGCAUUGUGUUGUCAUGCAUCAUAUUCAGAUGGUUGGUCAACACUUUGGCUGUGAGACUCUUCCAGACUGCACUAAAUGCAGAAUUGAGGAUCAAAUCAGUCGGAUUGUUUUCCGUUCAAGGAGUUAGUAUCCAGUUUCACCCGCAGCAUACUGUGGAAAUUGAUCGAAUAUGGAUUUCAAGUAAACUACUCAAACAGGAUUUGCCGAGAUACCUGGCACUGUGCGUUGGUGAGACAAGGGUUCGGUUUGAUUUGCAAGCACCCCUGGGACCACUGAUGAAGAAGAGUCAUGGGAAGAAAAUUGGGAAGAUUUCAGUCAGCGCCACAACACUUCGAUUUUUAUCACAACUGCUGUCAUUCCACAUUAGUUCCAUUAAUGUGAUGGUUCUCAACCUGGCCCUGUCCGAGUCUCUGUGGCACAUGACCAUCUCCUGCAUCACUUUGUUACUUGACCACCACAGUAAGAGGUUGGCAUGGGACUUCUCCGUGGGACAGUUAAGCAGCAAAGUUCUUAAAAGCAGCCAGCUGGACAUUUGUUUGGCUGAAGUGGCGUUUGGGUUGUUGCUUUCCGGUGAUGUGAGCCUACCCGAGAUAAAGCCGGGAUUGCUGUCUUUGCGCGUGAGGACGCUGCUAGCAGAGCUGCAUGAGGGCCUUUUCCUCAGCCAGAUCCUGGUGCCGGUGUCUCCCACAAGGACAACUCAAGAGACAUAUCAUGAACAAACACCAGUGUGUGCUGAUAUAGAAUUCAUCCAUACUGAAACUGUGGAACAAGUUCACCGCCUCAUCCCACAAAAGGUCAACAUGGAAUUCGAUAAUACAAAUGUCACCCUGUCCAUGCACAGCCAGAAAAGGCACCUGAACUGGACUCUGAAGUCUUUAAAGGUAUGUUAUGGACGUGAUGAUGAGCAGCUUCCCCUUAAAAGCUUCACCCCUGAACUGAGCUUUCCCCAAAGCAACCUGGAGCUCCUUCUUGAGGAUGGACUUCUUCUCUCUCAAAGCAGACAAAGAAUUCUCUGUGUAAACACACUCAAGACAUCCCUGCAGGUUACAUCCAUCGACAUUUGCGGCUCUUUCACUGUCAAUACUUGCAUCAUCCACUAUCGUCACCAGGAGUUUUUUCACUGGCUGAAUCUGCUUCCGUGGGGAGAGCUGAUCCACAGGAAGGAGUCACGUCGAAAAAUUCCAUUAGAUGUUUUGCCGACCCUCCUCUUCUUCAGACGCCUGCCCCACCUGGAUGCCCCUGUGAUGAUUUCUUCUUCUGUGUCCAACCUCAAUGUGUCCGUCCAGCUGGGAGACACGACACCUUUCGCACUCGGCUUCCUCUCAGCCCGUGCAGAACUGCAGCAUCUUCUGGACUUAAAGGUUGACCAAGACAACCCAGAGUCCCGAAAUGUGCACCAACGGUCGUCAUUAAACCUGGACAGUUUCUGGUGGCGUGUGGGUCAAGGCUCUCAUAUCCAACAAGCCCCCCACCCUCCUGGCAAACAUGUCUGGGGUGAAGCACUGAUCUUAGACUCCCUCUCUCUCCAGGGAAGCUGGAAUCGACCAAGCGGUGAGAUGAAUGGCAGCCCUCCGUGUUUGAGUGUGGAGUCCAGCCUGAAGGGACUUCAAGUUGAACUGUCAGAAACCUGCGCUUUGUGUUUAUCUCGUUUGAUGUCCUUCAUUCACUUUCCCCGUGGAGAACGGCCAAAGCUCUCAGUUGAAUCUACCCCUACUGGCUAUACUGUGCAACCCUUCUCAUCCUCACAGCUGCUUUUCAAACUGGACUGUCAUUUGGAGGAUGUCAAUGUUUUCACAAUCACUGAUCUGGCUGGAGCUCUGUCUUUGCGGAUGGAUACUGUUGGAGUCAUGAGCUCUACAGAGAGCUCCAAGGUGUCUCUAUAUGGUGUUGGCUUCUCCGUGAUCAAGACACUCACAGAGAACACUGAGACAUGUUGCCCCGCCUCUCAGAUGGCCAACCCACAACUGAAGCUCACCAGUACAGCUCUCUGUUACCAUGGCACCACCCACACACUGCAGGUUCAGUGUGAAGAGGAGAUUGCUGUCACAUGGAGACCCCCGGAUCAUAUGUUCUUUUAUCAGCACCUGACCGAAGCACUGCGUUGUUGGCGUAUGCUUUGUGGGGAUCCAAAAGAGGACCGCUCAAUCAAAUCUGAUGAAUCACAACAGAAAAGAAGACUGAGUUUGCAGGUUGAGUUGAGUCACACUCGUUUUACCGCCCAUGUUGGCGAACAGAACUAUAUUCUUCUUCACACGGAAGCGCUUUCCAUCUCCAAGCAUGCAGGUUCAGUACAAGUGUGCACGCCCUCCCUUGUUUUUAACUUUGACGGCCAUAACAUCGUGUCCUUCAAAGGCUUGGAUGUGGAAACACACGCUGACUUGCCUGAGAUGCAGCUGCACAGGAACAGCUUCCCUUUCCUCGAAACUCCCCAGAACCGUGUCUGGGUUUUCACUUGCCCAUUCCUGUCUCUGGAGUUCCCAUAUCAGUACAAUUUCUCUAAAACCUUCGAUAAGGCCAUCAGUGUGCAGAAGUGGUUGAAGACUCUGCACCGUCCAUCAGGACAGGACUCCAAAGUCCAGCAAAGCCUGCCUCCGGACCUCAUCUUCAAGAUCAGCCAGUUCUCCUUUGUCUUCUUGGAUGACAUUUUUGAGAUUAAGCUCAGAGACAACUAUGAGUUGAUGAAGGACGAAAGCAAAGAAAGCGCAAAGCGUCUUCAGCUUCUGGAUAAGAAGGUGGCUGAUCUGAGGAAGCAGCACGGAGAACUGCUGCCUGCCAGGAAGAUUGAAGAGCUGUACAGUUCGCUGGAAAAAAAGCACAUCGAGAUCUACAUCCAGCGCUCGCGUCGUCUUUACACCAACACGCCCAUGAGGAAGUCCUUGCUGACGUGGACUGUGUCUGACCUGGAAGUCGUCGUCCUGGCUGACCAGUCACUUCACGGACCAGAGAGGGUGAGAGAGCAACUGAGGGACAUUGACGGCAUUAGCCCCUUCCCAAGAGAUGGGCUGCCUUUGGUGAUCCAAUGGUGCCGUGCUGUCAAGUUUAAACUGACUGCGUUUUUAGUGAGAAUUCGGGACUACCCUCGCUACCUGUUUGAGAUUCGCGACUGGACGCUGUCUGGGCGUCUGAUUGGGACUGAGCAAGACGGACAGGCCAGAGCUCAUCGCAAAGCAAUUGUUCCACUCGGCGCACCGUGGGGAGACGUUACAGUUCACAGAAAUAUGCCACCCCUCAAGUUCUACUAUGACUUCAAAUCCAACAUCUGCCUGUACACUAUUGUUUGGGGACCAUGUUGGGACGCUGCUUGGAACCUAAUCGGCCAGGCAGUUGACCUUCUCACCAAACCCACAGUGGACCCGUCACCUCUUCUUGCAUGGUGGGACAAAAGUCGGUUCUUACUGCAUGGGUGCUGGGUCAUGGACAUUGAUCAGGCUAAUCUACAUCAACUUGCCACAGAGGACCCUUACAACACAACGGAAAACUUGCACUGGGAGUGGAAUAAGUUGAAUUUUGAUUGGAACCCUGGCCAGUUUGUUUUUAAGGGAGAUUUGAAUGUCAAUGUUAGGACAGCAUCAAAAUACGACGACAUCUGCUUUCUACACCUGCCCAAUUUGUGUAUGACCCUUGACCUUCAGUGGCUUUGCCAUGGCAACCCUCAUGACCACCAUGCUGUCAUGCUCUGCUGUGCAGAGAACGUCGCAGACGUGACCUCAGGACAGCCUCAUGAUUCCUACAGAGCUUUUCGCUCAGAGAAUCUCAACCUCUCCAUCACCAUGGACCUUAACCAGCAGUGUGGCCUAGAGUCAUCACAGCCCAGAAUUCUGCUGUACAGCAGCACCCUGCGGUGGAUGCAGAACUUUUGGGCCACCUGGACGAAUGUGUCUCGGCCCAUCUGCAGAGGCAAGCUCGCCCAGAGUCUCAGACCCGUACGUAAGAAGCUGGGUCAGCAUUACAAGCAGAUGUCCUACACAGCAGCCUUCCCACAGCUACAAGUACAUUAUUGGGCUUCCUUUGCCCAGCAAAGAGGUAUCCAAGUGGAGUGCAACAAAGGCCAUGUCUUUACUCGAGGGGCACAGAGACUGAUUCCACAGGCUGGCACUGUGAUGAGGAGGCUGAUCUCCGAAUGGAAUGUGACUCAGAUGGUUAGCGAGCUGUCGCAGGUGACCGUUCAUUUAAUGGCGUCCACUUGGGAUGAGACAGCAGACCACCAGAUUAACGCUCAAGUGAAGAAGACUCAUCUUCUCAGCCUGUCCUCCCUGAGUUACCAGCGACAGAGCAACCACGUGGAAGAGGAAGUGAACCUGAAGGAUGAAACCACUUAUGCGCAUAAGCUGCGUCUAGUGGACCUGCGUGCUUCCUGGAAUACUACUAACAGGAACAUAGCCUUUGGGCUGUAUGACGGUUAUAAAAAGGCUUCUGUUCUGAAAAGAAACCUCUCCACUGAAGCUCUGAAAGGUCUGCGAAUUGACACACAGUUGCAGGCCAAAAGACUCAAGCGGUCCCCUUCCAACUUCUCUCCCACCACUGCACCCACUACACCGGUUGUUCCAACCCUCAGUCGAGCAGAGAAAAGUCCACAUGAGGGGACAUCAAUGCUCCAGAAGCUCAUUGAGGAAACUGAUAAGUUCGUAGUAUUUUCUGAAGAGGACUCGGGCGUGAGUGACCAGCUUUGUGGCAUUGCAGCCUGCCAGACUGAUGAUGUCUAUAACCGCAACUGGUUCAUUGAGUUGGUCAACUGCCAGAUGAUGCUGCGAGGCACAGAGACGGCAGGCUGCGUGCUGGUGUCUGCAUCCAUGGCCCAGUUGCACCAGUGUGAGCACCAUCCGGCUUGGUACAAUGACACAUUGAAGCAGAAAACCACCUGGACCUGUCUGCUGGACGGCAUGCAAUACUUCGCCACCAUGGAGCCCAACCCGUCUGAGCAAGAGGACAGGCAAUUGUGGCUGGAGGUGAAAAACAUAGAGGAGCACAGGCAGCGGAACCUCGACUCGGUGCUGGAGCUUAUGGAGAGUGGCCAGGCUGUGGGAGGAAUGGUUAGCACCACUACAGACUGGAACCAGCCAGCCCAGGUAAAUGAAGCACAACAGGUACAGCGCAUCAUCUCCCGCUGCAGCUGCCGGAUGCACUACAUCAGCUACAGUCAUGACAUCAACCCGGAGCUCGCCACACAGAUUAAACCUCCAGAGCUCAGGAAUAACCACGAGAAAGAAGACCUGCUGAAAAAACAGGCUGGUGCUGUGGACACAUUCACCCUCAUUCACCAUGACCUAGAGAUAUCAACCAACCCUGUUCAGUACGCAAUGAUCCUGGACAUCGUCAACAAUCUCUUGUUGCAUGUAGAACCCAGACGCAAGGAGCACAGUGAGAAAAAGCAGCGUGUACGGUUUCAGUUGGAAAUCUCCAGUAACCCAGAGGAGCAGCGCAGCAGCAUCUUGCAUCUCCAAGAGGCAGUCAGGCAACACCUUGCUCAGAUAAGACGACUAGAAAAGCAGAUUUACUCCAACAUCAGGACACAACCUGAGGAACUGAGCAUUGACGAGCUGAAUGAUAUCAACAUGAGACUGCAGAACCAGCUAAACCAAGAGAAGAACGACAUGCAAAUGAAGAGCGAAGAGCUCAACAUCCUCAUCAGGUGUUUUAAGGAUUUCCAGCUACAGCGGGCGAACAAGCUGGAGCUACGGAAGCCACCAGAGGAUGUGAGUGUGGCGCGAAGAACCGAGAUCUACUUUGCACAGGCCCGAUGGUGUUUGACUGAAGAGGACGGCCAGCUCGGCAUCGCUGAGCUGGAGCUACAGAGAUUUAUGUAUAGCAAGCUCAACAAGUCUGAUGACACUGCAGAGCAUCUGUUGGAAUUAGGCUGGUUCACAAUGAACAAUCUUCUGCCCAACGCAGCAUACAAGGUGGUGCUUCGCCCUCAGAGCGCAGGUCAAUCUGGACGACAGUUCGCCUUGCGCCUCUUCAGCAAAGUGCGCCCCCCGGUCGGCGGGAUCUCCGUCAAGGAACACUUUGAGGUGAACGUGGUGCCUCUCACCAUCCAGCUGAUGUACCACUUCUUCAAGAGAAUGAUGGGUUUUUUCUUCCCGGGAAGAAAUGUCGAAGAGGAGGAGGUUACCGAUGAGGAAGAUAAAUUCCGAUUAGUUACCACAGGUAUCCCUGUAAAGACUAGACAGUCAUCAGAGGACUCCAUCGGAGCAAUGGGAUCCAGUAAAGCUGUCACACAGGGAAUGAACCGCACCGCUGGGGUCAGGAGGUCUUUCAGAAAACCUCCAGAGCAUCCUGUUGAUGACAUUGAUAAGAUGAAAGAGAGGGCGGCCAUGAAUAAUUCCUUCAUCUACAUCAAGAUUCCUCAAGUGCCGCUCUGUGUCAGCUAUAAGGGAGAGAAGAGUAGUGUGGACUGGAAGGACCUGAAUUUGGUCCUGCCGUGUUUAGAGUACCACAACAACACGUGGACGUGGUUGGACUUCGCCAUGGCUGUGAAAAGAGACAGUCGCAAAGCUCUCGUUGCACAGAUGAUAAAGGAGAAGCUACGCUUAAAGCCUGCCACGGGCUCGGACCUGCGGGGGAAGAUGUCUGACGGCAAAGUGGACAAUAGCCUGCAGCAGCAGGAGGAAGACGAGAAGGCCCGACUCCUCAUUGGCCUCAGCACCGCUGACAAGAACUCCAGCAAGAAGAGCAUCUUCAGUCGACGCAAGUGAGUCGACGUCUUGCAUCUCAAUAAAAAAAAAAAGGGGAAUAGUCGGAGCAUUUCAAGCCAUAUUUUGGACUUUAUGUUGUAUGAUCCUGCUGAUUUGUCAGAUUUAAUUAAGAAAAUAAUGUGGACAAAAAGCAGCCAUCGGGUGCCUGUUAGUUAAUUACUUAAUGACCAAAUACUAAGUAUGUUUAUUUGUGUGCCAUUCAGCUGUCACUGCAUUUCAUUCAUCAAUGAGCACGCUUGCGUUUUAGCUACGGAUGUACCAUCCAUGUAUCACUGCUACUGCUACACGUCAUGUGCCUCUAUGAACAACAGGGCAACCUUUCCUGCUGGCUCAGGACCACGGUUGCUUAUGUUAGAAAGCACCUUCAAAACCUUGUCAGUGUCUGCUGUAAGAAUCCCAUAUGUAUACAAAUUUGUAUGUUUUUACUAGUCAAAACUUAUCAUAUCACGUUUUUAUUUUCUGUCUGUCAGCCUGUAGUUACAAAAAAGAAGAGCACAAACAUUCAUAUCAUGUGGCAUUUGGAUUGAUGUGAUAUGUGUGUGUGUGGGGGGGGGGGGGUAAUCUGUUUUGUAAUUCUAACACUAAAGCACUUUUUUAAGCGAAGUCUUUUGGUAUUUUUGUAGACUCACUCGUAUUACUGUGCUGCUAAGCUUGUUGGGUUUCAAAAUAUUCAAUGACUGAUCUGGUAUUUCAUCUGUUGGACAAAGAAUUCUGUUUUCCGUCAGCUUUUUGUGGCCUAAUGUUUAUCUGUCAAUAAAAAAUGUUAAAUUGUGUUUGAA
This is a messenger RNA of Doryrhamphus excisus (bluestripe pipefish), 7685 nucleotides long. RefSeq names its product bridge-like lipid transfer protein family member 2. The record is from RefSeq and is a predicted model, not a curated record. NCBI's taxonomy places the organism in Eukaryota, Metazoa, Chordata, Actinopteri, Syngnathiformes, Syngnathidae.